Molecule: messenger RNA, 3222 nt
Organism: Galleria mellonella (greater wax moth)
Lineage: Eukaryota; Metazoa; Arthropoda; Insecta; Lepidoptera; Pyralidae
Gene: scf
Product: calumenin-B
Exons: 8
Coding region: 279-1247 (322 amino acids)
Cellular component (GO): endoplasmic reticulum
Molecular function (GO): calcium ion binding
Source: RefSeq, a predicted model, not a curated record
ACUAGCAGAUUGUCGUUUAGCUUGCUAAUUGGCUGUCAGUGGCUAACAUGUUCAGAAUAUUAUGACUUUUACAGAAAAUUCGAAAACCUGAACUUAUAGCGACUGUGUUAAUUUUCAUUUGGAGUUUAAAUAUAGAAACGGUCCUCAUCUCCUGUGGCUCCAGCAUCCUCCCGCGAACCGCCUCUCGUUUGUCCCCGUUUCCUUUGUUUGUAUUCGGGAAGAAGGAAGUUUACGUGUACUGUGUUGACGUGGCGAUUUCUGGAAGACAAACACUAAAUAUGUUGAGAUCGUUGUUUGUGGCAUUGGCCGUGUCAGCGGUUUUCGCCGGGGUGCCUUCUAAUGAAGAGACGAAAAGACUGAUGGAUCACCUAUCUGAUGUGGAACACUUCAAGAAUGAACACCACAAUAAGCAAUUCGACCACGACGCAUUCUUGGGGGAGGAUCAAGCUAAGACUUUUGAUCAGUUACCACCUGAAGAAAGUAAAAGAAGGCUAGGCGUAAUAGUGGACAAGAUCGACACCGAUAAAGACGGGUUCGUAACGCCGGUGGAGCUGAAGGACUGGAUCCGGUACACGCAGAAGCGGUACAUCGACGAAGACGUGGACCGCCACUGGCGGCAGCACAACCCCAACAACGAGGAGUCCAUCACCUGGGAUGCAUACAGGAAAAAUGUGUACGGUUUCUUGGAUGAAAUGGAUCAAAAGGAAUUUAAAUCACCGGACAGUGAGGGCUUCGCUUAUUCUGCUCUACUGAAACGAGACAGGAGGAGGUGGCAUUAUGCCGAUGCUGAUCAGAACGAGGCAUUAAACAAGACAGAGUUUGCGGCGUUCUUACACCCCGAGGAUUAUCCUGGAAUGAACACUGUUGUUGUACUUGAGACCUUGGAAGACAUUGACAAGGAUAAGGACGGUAAGAUAUCUCUUGAGGAGUAUAUUGGUGAUAUGUACAAGCCCGAGGAUGGAGAGGAAGGCGAGGAGCCCGACUGGGUCAAGCAGGAAAGGGAGCAGUUCACUGGAUACAGAGACACAGACAAGGAUGGGUACAUGGACGAGGGAGAGGUGAAGGAGUGGAUCGCGCCUCCCGAGUUCGACCACGCGGAGGCCGAAGCGCGCCAUCUGGUGUUCGAGGCGGACUCCGAUGCCGACGAGAAGCUUACUAAAGCGGAGAUCCUCGACAAGUACGACCUGUUCGUCGGCUCGCAGGCCACCGACUUUGGUGAAGCACUAGCUCGUCACGACGAGUUCUAGUUCCGUUUUAGUUAUUGUUAAUAUACAUUUCCGUCUGUUCUGUUAGUAUAUUAUAUGAAUUUAUGAUAAUUCUACGCUUAACCGCCGACAUCUGCUAAAACAGAAAAAAAUAUUAUAAGUAUCUACUGAAAAAAGAAAUCAUUCACGAUUUAUUCAAAAUACGAUAAAAUCAAAACAUAUUUGAUCUUAAGAUAAAUUUUUAGUACAUUCAAGUAACGAUUAUUUCUUUAUGUAACAUAGAAAAGGAGAUAUGGAAAUUAGAAAAAAAAAAUACAAUAAUUUCAGUUAUAAAUUGCUUUUCCUUAAACGUUGAUAAAUUAGAAAUAUUAAAAUAUCAAUUGCAAUAAAUUGAAUUACAAUAGGGGAUAAUAAAUAUCGUGAGUCAUUCUGAAUUGAAACUAGUUGAACAACCCCAUUGUUGAUAUAUGAAUAAGGCCAAUAUAAAUAAUUACUUUAUGCACACAAAAUACAUGUGUAUAAAGACAUUUCUUACUGGGAAAUUCAAUUAAAAGUUGUAAAAAUUUCUUUAUAAAUUAAUAAUACUAAAAACAUACAUAUUCAUAAUUGUUUCUUUAAUUUUUAAAAGGGGCAGCUAACUUACUGUGCUCUCCCUAUUUAUUAAAAUUAAUAAUUAAAAAGAAAAAUUAAAUUAAUGUUGUAAUUGUUUAUUAUUGUUAUAUUAACUACUUAUCGUGUCUUGAGGUUGGAUUUGACAAUAAUAUAUUUCUAAUAACAUUUCUAUAAGAACAGACGGAAAUGGUCAAUAGGCAUAAGCUAGCUGCAGUGGGCAUGGUCGCGUAAAAAUGGUGGGCAUAUUAAUUUGACUGAUAAGUAAUGUUUUAUAUGCUAUUUGCUAUAUACAUCGAUCUGAUUAUUUGUGUUUUAAAACAGAUGCCACAUCUUUCUUUACUUAACUUAAGUAUGUUUAUUGAAGUUAAUUUUCUAAUGUGCAUUUUUACUGGAUAAUUUUGACGUUUUUAGAACUAAUUAAUUCCAUUAUAAAUUGUAUGAGAAAUGAUUAUAUAUAGGUACAUUUGAAAAGACAAAGUGCGUUUAAUUUUUUACUGAGCCUAAUUUGUAUGAGUGCAAUUUUUUAAAUCAUUAAUAGAUAAUAUAUCAAUAAACGAUAUAAAUGAAUUGCUGUAUAAUGGAAGAAUUAUAUUAAUUUUGUUUUAAACAGAAACUCGGGUAUUUACAAAUAUUUCAUAUAUUUUAAUACAUCAAGACCUAUUUUUAUCUAUUUAUUUUAUCAUUUAUCUAUUUAUUUAUUUAAACUAUUGCACCAUUUAUAAAAAUCAUAAAUACAUUAACUACAAUACUUUGAAUGUAUGCGUUUUAUGUAUGUAUGAGAAAUGACGACAAAUUUAUCAUUCAGAUAAUACUUAAGCUGUAAUUUGUCUACUAUAAUGUUUAAAUAAUGAAUGGCAGCAUCAAAUAAAAUAGUACUCUAUUAAUUUUAAAUUUAAUUAUUAUAUACUUAGCUAAUACAUUACAUACUUAGCUAUAUUUCAACUGACACUUGCCAUAAUACUGUUUUGUAGAAUUUCUGUUUUACGUUUUGUAUCUAUAGAAUAAGAUGUAAGUCAUUAGUUACUAACAUUCAAGACCAAAGCUAUAUUUCCAGUUAAAAUCUCACUACUCUACUUAUCUAUUGUACUGAGAAAUUAUAUUUUUUUAUAGUAUCAGAAGGAGAGGCAAAGCCACUAAUAUCACCUGAUGGAAAGUGGCAAUGUUUAGACCAUAUUGGUACCGUGGAAACUACACGUAUGGCCAAAUGUAAAUUCUAUUUGUGAUUCUAAAAUUAAGAUAUUGUUUAAGAUUAAUAUAUUUUAUAUUAUAUCAUAUGUAUAGCGUUUAAUAAUGUACUUACUGAUUUAAAAUCAAUUUAUAAUUUCCGAACUAAAUUUUUUUUUUUUUCUCCAGUACAAUUAACAUAGGAAACUUUUAGUUAGUAUAAUAAAUACAUUUUUAACUA